AUGGCUUCUCUCGCUCAAGGUGUGGUGAAAUCUAUGGAUGACAAAAUGCUUGAAGAUUCAGAAUACUCCAGUGAUGAAGAACCAACACCACAGAAACGAAGUUCUUCUUCAGAGGGGAGCUAUGAAGAAGAAGAUGAUGAUGAUGAUGAUAACAAAUCAGAGGGGAAGAUACCAACCAAAGAAGAAGAGCAAGCAGAAACUUUAGUACAAGCUGUUCAGACUGAAGAAACAAAAAUGUCAACUUCGACGACUGUGGCACAGCCAAAACCACGGCGGAAGAGAUUCAUUCCUAAAUAUCAAGUUGAAGGCGUAUGCGUGUUAACUUUAAGUGAAGAAACCCAACUUCAAAUAGACUUGGUUGUUGGAGUCCAAGUUAAUGCACAAUACCCUUGGAAAACUGUCGAAAAAUCUAAACUACAAGAAUCGAUUGAAUUAGGAGGUGAAUUAUCCGAGUUUUUCCCUCUUCGUAAAGAAAUUGAGGAAUAUCCCGAAGACGAAAUUUUAAUGGGGUAUAUAGUGGAUGAAUCAAAGGAUACCGAUGAAUUUUACAUAUGCUGCACCAUAGAAGCCAGAGAUCAUUGUAAGCAACAAUCAGAUAAAUUUAUUCGACGGCAAGAAAAAAAAUUACAAAAAGCAAUACAAAAGAAACCAAGACCUUGGACGAGUUUAGGCAGUGAAUCCGAAAUAAUAGAACAAGAACCAAUCAAUACGAGAAAUUUAAUGGAAGUGGAGAUAAAAGCUAAGUUUCCCACUGAGUAUCAACCUAAGAAGUUCGACGUAAGGGACACUGACGCCGUAAGAGAUGGCUUCAUUGAGUUGACUGCGUACAGACAGAGGUUUAAUAAUGUUGCUCGCCGAAGAAUAGAUUGUGCAUCUCAAAUUACACCAUUAUCAGUCGACCAAGUUGCUCAGACUUAUUUAAAAUUUCCACAAAAUAAGUGGACUCAGUCUAUCGCAGAUGCAAUGGGUGAUAUAGAAGAUAUUGAAGGUGGUGGCGAUGUAGUUCAGGAAAGAGGGGAAGAUGACAGUUCAGACGAAGAAAAACACCCUAAAAGAGAACCUCCCGAUGAAGUAGGAUUAAUUUCAUAUCGGGCUGCAGCUGCCCGUAUGCGACGACCAUCUUAUCAAAAAAUGAUCAACAAUUUUGUGUCAUCACAAGUUACUGAAAUGGAGUCCAUAAUAGAGCUGAAUGCUGUAAUGGAUAUGUAUUACAAUGACUAUCCUAAUCUUGUUACUCAGAAACACAUUGAUACGCUUGGUACUAUGGCUUUUGAAGAAAUGUUUCUGAAUCCUCCAGUCUUCAUGCUUUCCCAUCCUAAAUAUGUAAAGCGUAUGGAGACUAUGAUAGAGAGAGAACUUAAAGUUAUGAAGUCUUUUAUGGAGUGGCAAGCAAAUUUUAUACAGAAUAAUCCUCAUGUUUUAAUGGAAAUUAAAAGAAAGGAAGGUGCGCUGUUAGCUGAAAAGGAAGAAGAAAAACGUCGGAUGAAGGAAGAGCAAGAAAAAAGACAUGAUGAAGAAGCUGAGGCUAGGAGAAUGGAGAGGUCAAAAGUUUUAGGCCCAGAAGAAAGAUGGCAGAAAAUUAUACAAAAGUUAAUAGAAAGAACAAUUGCAGUUAAAAAAAGAAUAAACAGAUCACUAUUAAUAGAACACGAAAAACCGUUAAGAGAAUUAGAAGCACAGCGCUUAGAAAAAGAAAGACGGAUGUUAGAAAUAAUGAAAAAUCAAAAAACAAUUUUCAAUGACACUGUUGCGAUUCUUUUUCCCGAAGCAAUACAGAAACCAUGUAAAGUUAAAAAAAGUUUGCUCUCCGAUAACAAAGAGGCACUUAAAAAAGAAUAUUUGGCUGAUUAUCAAUACAUCAAAAAGAAUGCAAUAGUCAUGAUUAAGAACAACCCAUAUAAAGUAGAUUUUCGAUGGGAAUCUACACUUGCCGAAGGUAAAGAAAGAAGAGCUGCUUUGAAUGCUCAACAGAAUUAUGUAAAAAAGCACUACGCUAGAAUUGGAGAUGGGCAUCAUUCGCGACACAGAGCUCCUUCUGAUAAAAAUAUGAUUAUGAAAGAACAAGAAGAAGCAGAAGCAGCGGCUGAGAGAGAAGAAAGAGUAGUAGAAGACGAACCGUCUACUUGA
Molecule: messenger RNA, 2127 nt
Organism: Spodoptera exigua (beet armyworm)
Lineage: Eukaryota; Metazoa; Arthropoda; Insecta; Lepidoptera; Noctuidae
Source: the annotation of a GenBank genome assembly